GAAGCAAACUGAUUAUCGAUUGGCACAACUAUGGAUAUACCAUAAUGAGUCUGACUCAUGGAACAAGUCAUCCAAUUGUGAACAUUGCAAAGUGGUUUGUAUAAAAGGUUUCUUUUUCUUCCCCUCUUACAAAACAUGUAGUUUUAUAGAAUUAAAAAAAAAGUGGAAAGCAGCAAAUAAGAAGUAGAAAAAUAAAGUUUCUUUAAAGAGGUGAUAUGUAGAGUCCAAACUAACCUACACUUCCUUUCAGAAAGGGUACUGUUUAGAAUUAAAUAGAGAACGCCUUUUCUCUAGAGAAACAGGGAUUUUACUAUAUUCUGUUGUAAUUCCUUGUGUAUUUCAGUUUCUCAAAUUUGAAUAUAAUCUGCUUCUUGCCCCGUUUGUUUUGCCUAGCUCCUUUAUAUGUAUACUGAACAUUUUGGGCUAGUUUCUGUUCCAGCAUGUCAGAAUCUAAGAGGUAUGUAGGCAUCCAAGUGUGAACCCUAGUCUACCCUACUAAAGUUCCUGAAAAACUAGUAAAGCAAAAGGUGAGUGGCCCUCUCUAUGUUUCUUGACUUGCUCUGAAGAUUAAGGCCUCAUACAGACAUUUAGUUUCUUCUCAGAGAGUCAGUGUUCUCCCAGGAGAAACUAUGAAUGUACAGAUGUUCACGCUUUUUAUCCCAGAGUAAAAAUGGCCACUGCAGGAGAAGUAUAACCUGGGAACAGCCAGGGCUAAAUCAUUCCCAGGAGAAUUUCUCAUGGGAGAGCGAAUGUCUAUAGAUGCUAUGUUUUCUCUCAAAAGGGAACAUAGUCCUUCAGUAUAAUUCCCCCUCACUCCCACCUCCCUGUGAGACUAUGUGUUGCUCACUGGACUGUGCCGCUCUAGCAGGGAGCAGACCAUGCCCCCUUCACAAUCUCCACAUUGUGUUGCAGGGAGACACAGGAAGGCAACUGACAGUUUGGGUCAGCCAAUCAGGACUGUCCUAUGCACUACUGCCAUUUGUUGCCGGGUGGACUAAGGAAGCCUGCAGAGCACGCUGAGAUGUGUACACAGGACUCCUCUGUGGUUGCACAGUGUCUGCACUGUAUGAAAAAAUUUUUGGACGUCUGUCUGACCAUAACUUUUGUGUGACUAAUGCAAUGAAAGAAGAUUUACAAAUGAAUUAUAACAUCAAAGCCAUAACCCUCUAUGAUAAGCCAGCUGCCUUUUUUAAGGAAACACCAUUAGAACUUCAACAUAAAUUGUUCAUGAAACUUGCCAAAGACUAUGAUUCAUUUAAGGCACGAACAGAGUCUGCACAUCCAGAUGUUGAGAAGUCAGCAUUUACAGAAUUAGAUGUCAGAAAUGGAAGUUUGGCACACGUCAAAGAACGACCAGCGCUUCUAAUAAGCAGCACAAGCUGGACAGAGGAUGAAGACUUUUCUAUUCUUUUAAAAGCCUUAGAAGAUUAUGAACAAUAUAUCAAUGAUGGAGUCAGGAUCCCAUCUAUCAUAUGUGUGAUAACAGGCAAAGGGCCUCUGAAGGAACACUAUAACAGACUGAUAGACGCAAUGCACUUUAAACACAUCCAGAUCUGUACCCCUUGGCUUGAAGCGGAGGAUUACCCUCUUCUGCUUGGCUCAGCGGAUUUGGGUGUUUGUCUUCAUAAAUCAUCUAGCGGCUUGGAUCUGCCAAUGAAAGUGGUAGACAUGUUUGGUUGUUGUUUACCUGUUUGUGCAAUCUAUUUUGAAUGUUUACAUGAACUUGUUAAACAUGAUGAAAAUGGCUUGAUAUUCAGGGAUUCAAAUGAACUGGCAGAACAAUUGAAGAUGCUUUUCUCAGAAUUUCCUUCAAUUGACGGAAAACUUCAGCUGUUUAGAAGAAAUCUUCAGGAAUCGAAGCAACUGCGAUGGGAUGAGAGUUGGGACCAGACUGUACUUCCUCUUCUUAGCAGCAAUUAAUGAUUUUUCCAAAAAAUGAUAAAAUAGCUUGCUCUUCCAAUUGACACAUUCCUAAAUUGUUAUGCAUUUUAGAGACAGAAUAAAAAAUUUACACUUGGUCUUAGAUAAGUGUCUUUAAAUCUUUUAACUCUGAAGCAGCCAUUGCAACACACUUUUUCAUCUACGCUUUGAACUGGUUAUGUGAAUAAGAAAGACGCUAUGUGUAUGGGUGUUGGCAUUGUACUGUAGCAGAAAACCUUUGUACAUUUCCUUUCUGGGCAUUGAUAUAACACCCCCCCCCCCCAUUUUGUGCAUUUCUUUUCCUUCUCUGUAUUGGCAGAGAUCUAGCACACUUGUUGCAUGGGUGUGGCAAGGCUCAGAGCAAGCCAGAAAGCUGAAGUGGCUUUCUGUAGGAGAAAUGUAGAAACGACAUCUACAUAUCAAUUAAGCUCAGUGUCACUCAAGAAAAUGAAAGAACUAAAAUAUCCACUGCAAAGACUGUAAAUAUAUCCUGUGCUAACCUAACUCACUUACUGUCCCCAGUAGCCUUUGAUCCUCACUACCUCAUGUUGCAUUUUUAUAUAUUUCUCACAGUGCAUUUUCAUAUUUCAUCUGUCUCAUCUUUACCAUGGCAUUUUGUAUUUUCUAUUUUAUACUUUUAACCUCUUAAAGAAUGUACUCCCUGUAGAAUUAAGUGACACCCUGGACCAUUGUUAAAACUGCAUUGAAAAUUGUAACUGUAAAGUGAUAAAAUCUGUUGAGUGAAUGUGAGUGAAUGAUGAUCAUCAGUAAACAAUAGCCUAACCAAAGGAACUCCAUUUUAAGCUAAUCAAGCUAAAGAACUGAUUCCUGGAACUGAGCACUCACCCUAUGGACUAUUCCUAAAACCCAUGACAAUACAGCCAUUAAGUCAGUAAGUCAAGGGUGGGCUCCCAAAACUUCAGGUACCCACAGGCAGAGACCCCUGUGACUAAGAGCUCUCAGGUACUACUCAAGACCCACGUGGGACAACGAUCUCUGGAUUGGGUAGCCAAGAUGAUGCUGGGGGGAAUCACACAAGUCUGCCAGAAAGGGAUAAAAGGCAGUAAAACGUGACCCUCAGUGGCGCCCUCUCUUCCAGCACCUGGCCUACCGAGACAGAAGGACAAGCAGGCGACCCCCUUCUGGAGAAGACAUCACCUUGAAGGAAGCUGACCAUCAACAGCAGACUCCAGGGUCUCAGGUAGAUAUACUGACACCAGUGCUCUCACAAUCACUACAGCAGCUACUGUAUACUACAUGGGUUUGAAUGAGUGAGAGCAUGUGUGUGUAUAUGUGCUAAGGUGACCAGUGCCACCCAUAAUUCAAAGUUUGCAUUUAUGAUUUUAUUGGUAACUUCACAUCCUGUCCAAUAAACUAGAAUUUAUUAUGA
Molecule: messenger RNA, 3310 nt
Organism: Alligator mississippiensis (American alligator)
Lineage: Eukaryota; Metazoa; Chordata; Crocodylia; Alligatoridae
Gene: ALG1
Product: ALG1 chitobiosyldiphosphodolichol beta-mannosyltransferase
Exons: 10
Coding region: 1120-1920 (266 amino acids)
Cellular component (GO): endoplasmic reticulum
Molecular function (GO): mannosyltransferase activity
Source: RefSeq, a predicted model, not a curated record